AUGACCAUGGAAACAAUUGAAUCUCAGCAGGAUGGAAGUGUAACAGAUUCUGUGGCAGAGAGAGAAUCUGCUGAUAUGCAGACCCAGACUGGUCAAAAUUCAAUCCCUACCUUAGCUCAGGUUUCUGUAGCUGGAUCAGGCACCGGAAGAGGCUCCCCAGCUGUAACUCUAGUGCAGUUACCUUCGGGCCAAACUGUGCAUGUCCAGGGAGUAAUUCAGACACCACAGCCAUCGGUUAUUCAGUCACCACAAAUACAAACUGUUCAGGUAGCAACGAUUGCAGAGACAGAUGAGUCUGCAGAUUCAGAAGGUGUAAUUGAUUCUCAUAAACGUAGAGAAAUCCUUUCACGAAGACCCUCUUAUAGAAAAAUACUGAAUGAACUUUCCUCUGAUGUGCCUGGUGUUCCCAAGAUUGAAGAAGAAAAAUCAGAGGAAGAAGGAACGCCACCUAACAUCGCUACCAUGGCAGUACCGACUAGCAUAUAUCAGACUAGCACGGGGCAAUACAUUGCUAUAGCCCAAGGUGGAACAAUCCAGAUUUCUAACCCAGGAUCUGAUGGUGUUCAGGGACUACAGGCAUUAACAAUGACAAAUUCAGGAGCUCCUCCUCCAGGUGCUACAAUUGUACAGUAUGCAGCACAGUCAGCUGAUGGCACACAGCAGUUCUUUGUCCCAGGCAGCCAGGUUGUUGUGCAAGAUGAGGAAACUGAACUUGCCCCAAGUCACAUGGCUGCAGCCACUGGUGACAUGCCAACUUACCAGAUCCGAGCUCCUACUACUGCUUUGCCACAGGGAGUAGUGAUGGCUGCCUCACCAGGAAGUUUGCACAGUCCCCAGCAACUAGCAGAAGAAGCAACACGCAAACGAGAGCUGAGGCUAAUGAAAAACAGGGAAGCUGCUAAAGAAUGUCGACGUCGAAAGAAAGAAUAUGUAAAAUGUCUGGAGAGUCGAGUUGCAGUGCUGGAGGUUCAGAACAAGAAGCUCAUAGAGGAACUUGAAACUUUGAAAGACAUUUGCUCUCCCAAAACAGAUUAGUAGAAAUAUUUAACUAUGAACUGAUUACAACAUGUACAGUUGCUUUUGAAGGCAAUACAAUAUAUAGCCAGCAAGAAUUACAGCUUUUUUCCUUUGUAUCAUUCAUCAUAUUCUCUAACCUCUGACAUUCCUAAAAUGCCUCACUGUACGUAGUUAACUAUUAGCUAUAACUUCAAUUUUUUAAAAAGAGACAGCUGUAAAAAAUGUAUGUAACAAAUUCUUAAAAUGCAGUAUUUGUAAGACUUGUUCCAAUGCCACAUAUUUGCAGUUCCUAACCUCUGUGUCAUGAAUAGUGUCCUAUGCAAUAAAAUUUUUUUGCAGGUCUUUAAAAAUCAUUUUAGGAAAGGAUGAUCAAGAUAAUGCAUCCAGCAGUACAGUAAAAGCAAACCACAAACAAACAAAAAAAUACCUCAGGAAAGAAUUGAAAGAAAAAAUUGAAAGAAUCUAAUGAUAUGCCUAUAU
Puma concolor (puma) is the source of this 1497-nucleotide messenger RNA. The record is from RefSeq and is a predicted model, not a curated record. Lineage: Eukaryota; Metazoa; Chordata; Mammalia; Carnivora; Felidae.